This is a messenger RNA of Penaeus monodon (black tiger shrimp), 1734 nucleotides long. Its product is annotated as extensin-like. NCBI's taxonomy places the organism in Eukaryota, Metazoa, Arthropoda, Malacostraca, Decapoda, Penaeidae. The record is from RefSeq and is a predicted model, not a curated record.
AUGCCAGCGGUGGUCCAGAUUGUAACACGUACGCCUCGCCGGGUCCGCUGCCGGUGCUGCACUUCCACCUGCCAGACGGCGCUGACGGACUGCCUCGCCGACAUCAGCUGCAGGAGGCUCCUCGACCCCGUGCUGGCCCGCUGCGACAACGACGAGUGCAACAGGGAGACUUGCAUGAGCGAGUUGCAGACUUUCUACCGCAAUGUCCAACGCGAUGGGGACACGAGGGGGCGUUUUGCCUUUGCAAGUGGUUGGAAGAGCAGCACGACGGCCAACGAGUGCCUGAAAGCCCAGGAGAAAGCUCCCCCUGCUUGUGCACGCAGGCCGGCCGGGCAGGUCCUCAUGCUGUGCAACCGACUCGCUGAAACGGCAAGGAGGAUGAUAGUUGCCCGACCCACUAUCAUAUUCCAUAGGGCUGAAAAGAGACACCGCCUCGAGUUCUACGAGCAGGCGGCGCCGUGGACAGCGACACCCGCCGCUGCGCAGGCCCCACAGCCGAGUGCAGACGCGCAGUACUGGGUAUCCUGGGCCGCAGCUGCGCAACCUCUGCACCUGCGCAGCUACGGGACCCAGAGAGACCUACACCUGCAUAGAAAUGGCAGCGGAUCCUCUGGUUCAACCCUUGCGUCGCCCCAUCCCCCCCCCCCUUUUCCCCCUUUCCUUCCCCCCUCCCCACCUCCCCCCCCUUUUUCCUCCCCUUUUCCCCCUCCCCACCCCCACCCCCCACCCCUUUUCCCCCUCCUUCCCCCUCCCCCCUCCCCCCUUUUUCCUCCUCCUUCCCCCUCCCCCCCUUUCCCACCCCCCCCCUUUUUCCUCCUUCCCCUCCCCACCUCCCCCCCCCCCCCUUUUUCCCUCUUUCCCCUCCCCACCCCCCCCCCUUUUCCCUUCCCCCCUUCCCCCCUCCCCCCCCUCCCCCCCCCAACCCCUUUUCCUCCCACCCCCCCUCCCCAACCCCCCCCCCCUUUUUCCUCCUCCUCCUCCCCACCUCCCCCCCCUUUUCCUCCCCCCCCCCCUCCCCCUCCACCCCCCCCCCCCAAACCCCCCCCCCUUUUCCCCCUUCCCCCCCCACCUCCCCCCCCCACCCCUUUUCCUCCUCCUUCCCCCCCCCCCCCCCCUUUUCCCCCUUCCCCCCCCCCUCCCCCCCCCCCCCCCUUUUCCUCCCCUUUUCCCCCACCCCACCCCCCCCCCCUUUUCCUCCUUCCCCCCCCCCAAAAACCCCCCAAACCCCCGCACCCCUUUUCCCCUCCUUCCCCCUCCCCACCUCCCCCCCCCCCCCCUUUUUCUCCUUCCCCCUCCCCCCCCCCCCCCCCCACCCCUUUUCCCCCCCCCCCCCCCCCUCCCCCCCCUUUUCCUCCCCCUUUCCCCCCCCACCUCCCACCCCUUUUCUCCCCCUUUCCCCCCCUCCCCACCCUCCCCCCCUUUCCUCCUUCCCCCUCCUCACCUCCCCCCCCCUUUUCCUCCCCCUUUCCCCCCUCCCCACCUCCCCCCCCUUUUUCCCUCCCCCUUCCCCCCCCCCCACCCCCCACCCCUUUUCCUCCUUCCCCCCCCCCUUUCAAGAAAAAACGAGGGGGACUAUGGAGUUUACCUGUUCCCCCCGGGGAUAGCAAAAAGGAGGGGAAAAUUAAAUUUAAAACCUUCCCAAAAAAUGCCUCGCUGGUUGACGCCCCCCUGGGCAAGCUCGGCAAAAUGGUGCGAGACCCCGGAGAGAUUAUGAAAGGGCGCGGCCGUGAGUAA